Molecule: messenger RNA, 1645 nt
Organism: Onychostruthus taczanowskii (white-rumped snowfinch)
Lineage: Eukaryota; Metazoa; Chordata; Aves; Passeriformes; Passeridae
Gene: FOXRED1
Product: FAD dependent oxidoreductase domain containing 1
Exons: 11
Coding region: 1-1554 (517 amino acids)
Cellular component (GO): cytoplasm
Molecular function (GO): oxidoreductase activity
Source: RefSeq, a predicted model, not a curated record
AUGGCGGCGGCGCCGGGCCCGGCGGGGCGCACACCGGCGGGCGGGGGCGGGGCGGGGGGGGGGCCCCCGAGGGGGACCCCGGAACCGGGGGGCGUCCCGGAACUGGGGGGAGUCCCGGCAGGGGUCCCGGGCCGCCCCCUCCGCACCGCGGCUCCGCUCAGCUCCGACUUCUUCCGCGAGCUGGGGCAGAGCCUGGAGCGCGUGGCCCAGACCCUGAGGGAUCAGCUGCCGGCCCCGGGGAGCGCCGGGCGCGGCUGGAUCCCCCCGGGCACCCACCCCGACCCCCGGCCCCCCGACGAGGCCGACGUGGUGGUGGUGGGGGGCGGCGUGGUGGGCUGGUCCGUGGCGUACUGGCUGAAGGUGCUGGAGGGCCGGCGGCGGCACGGAAUGAGGGUGCUCGUGGUGGAGCGGGACCCCAUGUAUUCCAGAGCCUCCACAGUGCUGUCGGCAGGAGGGAUCCGGCAGCAGUUUUCCCUCAAGGAAAAUAUCCAAAUGUCGCGUUUCUCUGCCAGCUUCCUCCGCGACAUCAACAACUACCUUGGGGUGCCGAAUGAGCCCCCCAUCGACAUCCAGUUCCGGCCUGGGGGAUACCUGUUCCUCGCAUCCCCCCAGAACGCUGCUGCCCUGGAGGCCACCGUCCAGUUCCAGAGGGAUGAAGGGGCGCAGGUGACCUUGCUGUCCCCCACCCAGCUGAAGGAGAAAUUCCCCUGGAUGAACACGGAGGACGUGGCUGUGGCGUCCUAUGGUCUGGAGAAUGAAGGCUGGUUUGACCCCUGGACCCUCCUCAACGCUUUUCGGCGCAAAGCUACAUCCCUGGGAGUCCAGAGCUGCUCCGGGGAGGUGCGAGCUUUUGUCACCUCGACCAACCACAUGAUGUCGUCAGCGCCGCCGUCUGCGCGCAUCAAAUACGUCCACGUCCACAUGGCAGACAGCCUGGAGUACCAGCCGGUCGCCUGUGCCAUCGUGGUCAACGCCGCGGGCGCCUGGGCUGGCAAGCUGCUGGAGGCAGAGGGGCUGCCCAGGGGGCUGUGCCGGCCCCCGCUGCCCAUCCAGCCCAGGAAGAGGUAUGUGUUCACCUGGCACUGCCCCAAUGGCCCUGGCCUCUCCAGCCCCUUCCUCAUCGACACCUCUGGCGCUUAUUUCCGUCCGGACGGUGCUGCCGGGAACUACCUGGGCGGGAUGAGCCCCCCCGAGGAGGAAGAGCCGGAUCCCAGCGAUCUCUCGGUGGACCACGAUUAUUUCCAGGAGCAGAUCUGGCCCCGGCUGGCUCAGCGGGUCCCGGCCUUUGAAUCCCUGCGGGUCCGGGGGGCUUGGGCGGGAUACUACGACUACAACGCCUUCGACCGGAACGGGGUGCUGGGCCCGCACCCCCGGCUGGAAAACCUGUUUUUAGCCGCGGGGUUCAGCGGCCACGGGCUCCAGCACGCGCCGGCCGCUGGCAGGGCCGUGGCCGAGCUGGUGAUCAAGGGCCGCUACGAGACCCUGGAUCUGCGGAGGCUGGGCUGGGACAGGCUGGUGGAUGGGGAGCCGCUGGAGGAGCACGGCGUGGUUUGAUGGGGGCGGGGAGGGGGAAACUGAGGCACGGCCAUGGACCCCCUCCCCAGGCCAGAGGUGGUGUCCUGUAGGAAUAAAAUUAAUAUAUGGA